Morchella sextelata is the source of this 540-nucleotide messenger RNA. RefSeq lists its product as uncharacterized. The transcript has 11 exons. Bases 1 to 540 code for a protein of 179 amino acids. The record is from RefSeq and is a predicted model, not a curated record. NCBI's taxonomy places the organism in Eukaryota, Fungi, Ascomycota, Pezizomycetes, Pezizales, Morchellaceae.
AUGGAAGGAGUAGACCGUGAGGCUUAUCAGCUAAGCUAUUGUGGAAAAAACCCGUUUCGCCGAGUGAGAUACUAUGAACGUCACCGCACAUGGGAGCCAAGAUAUGAUCCUGGGUACAUAGAAGAUCGGCCUUUAGAUAAAUAUAAACCGAAUGGCCUACUACUAGGGUUGAAUCACGGUAGAGGUGCAUCGAAGAAGGCUAUUGGUAUGAUUUUAUAUUCGGGUGAGGAGUUCUCGAAGCACUUCCGGUCCAGAAUUCAAAUUGCACGAGUUGCUGUAAUGAGAACUCUGAAUUAUGUGGCGUAUCUGUCAGGGCUCGAGGCUGAUGCUCUCAUAGGUGAAGUCAAAGUUCUCAGGAAAAAGUACAUACGUUAUUUCUCCGGGAAUACAAGGUCUCUCACCUGGGGAAGGGAGGCACAGGCUUCAGCUACCAAAGUGUUUGCCAUCUGCGCCAGACAGUGGUUCCAGCCCCAGUUUCGGCAAAUUGUUAAUUAUAAUGGCAACACAUUGAUAGGAAAGGCCCAGUAUCAUAUGUAUUGA